Molecule: messenger RNA, 2232 nt
Organism: Sphaerodactylus townsendi
Lineage: Eukaryota; Metazoa; Chordata; Lepidosauria; Squamata; Sphaerodactylidae
Product: myogenic factor 5-like
Exons: 3
Coding region: 512-1702 (396 amino acids)
Biological process (GO): regulation of transcription by RNA polymerase II; muscle organ development; positive regulation of myoblast differentiation
Molecular function (GO): protein dimerization activity; RNA polymerase II cis-regulatory region sequence-specific DNA binding; DNA-binding transcription factor activity, RNA polymerase II-specific
Source: RefSeq, a predicted model, not a curated record
UGCGGGAAAAAACGGAAAAGGGUUCACUCCACAUUUUCAACCCCCACCCCCCGGUCGUUUUUGUGUCAGAAGAGCCCACCUAUAGCGCCAGGUCCCGUCGGUGGGCUGCCACCUGCACUGAAAUCCACCAGAUCUGCAAGUGCUUCAGAGGGCGGCGUCCAGCAGGCUCCACGACGAACCGUCCAUGGUCUCCUGCUCAGACGCGGCCACCCUGCUGGGAGCCCUGAAGCGCCACGGGUCCGAAAGGCCCAGCGAUCAGGAUUGAGGCAGGAGGGCACUGGGGGUGCAACUAGUGCUAGAGAACAAAGGUGGCAGCAGAAAAUGCCGUCAAGUCACAGCUCACUUCUUUCAACCCGUCGGGUUUUCAAGGCAAGAGACAUUCGGAGGGUGGUGGCCACUGUUAGUAGGUGACUAGCCCGAAAUCAGGCCGCAACAGGCGUCACGUGGAGGAGUGGAGAAUCGAACCUGGUUCUCCUGAGUAGAGCCGGCCGCUCUGAACGACUGAAGCAGGAUGGCUCUCACAGGUGGGCAUGUGCCGGGAGCAAAGUCCCCUGGGCAAGCAACGGGCCAUGCAGACGCUCAUGCAGGGCGCCCCGGCCCUUCCAAAGAACAGGCUGCUCAGCCCCAGCCCGCCUGGCUGGCCUCGAUGGCCCGCAGCCGCCUCCAGGUGAGGUGCAGUCUUCUGCGGGGCCUCCUCCCCUCCCCUCCCCUCCCUCCCUCCCUCCCUCCGGCCCCCGCCCUCUCCGAAGUGUUACUAAUUGAGCCCCCCACCCCCACCCCCACCCCCACCCCGCCCCGUCCUGGCCUUUCAAAAGGCCGCGGCGGCCCCAGCGGAGCCUCAGGCAGCCCUGUCUGCGGCGGACAGUCAGCGUGGGAACGGCCGGGGGCUCGGCCCAGACGGCACCUCCGCCCCGGGGCCGGGCUGCCCAGAGGCACCGGUAGCCGGCAGCCGGUUCCUGGGGGCGGAGAGGACAGGGAUUCUCAAGGUCCCGCUGACGCCCCGCGAGCAGGCGGGAUGGAGGCACCGUCGGCCGUCUCCUUGCCCGAGGGCUGCCGCAGCCGGCCUUCCGCCGAGGAGCCUCGCCGGGCCCCCUUGGCCGACGCCGAGCCGCACGUCCGGGCGCCCCAACAAGGCGGCCGCUGCCUGCGCUGGGCUUGCCGAGCCUGUCAGAAGCACUCGAGCGUCGGCGAGCGGCGCAAGGCGGCCACGCUGCGCGAGCGGCGCCGCCUGAAGAGGGUCAACCAGGCCUUCGAGGCGCUCAAGCGCUGCACCGCCGCCAGCCCGGCCCAGCGCCUGCCCAAGGUCGAGAUCCUGCGCAGCGCCAUCCGCCACAUCCAGCGCCUCCAGCAGCUGCUGCGCCGCCACGCCCGCCGCCCGCCUGGCCCCGGCUCCCAGCCCGCCAGCCCCUCCUCCAGCUGCUCCGACGGCGCGGCUGAAAGUAGCAGCCCCAUGUGGUCCAGGAGAAACAGCUCUUUUGACAAUGCCUACUGCUCUGAUUUCCACAAUGCCUAUUCCUCGGAUGCAAGCAUGGCUCUGUCCAGCCUGGAUUGUUUGUCUAGCAUAGUGGAUCGAAUCUCUUCCUCGGCUCAGCCUGGGUUGCUCUUGCAGGAUGUGGCUUCCCUGUCUCCCAGUGCCAGCCCCGAAUCCCACCCUGACACUCCAGAGACCCCUCAUUCCAGGCUCAUCUAUCACGUACUAUGACCUGCCUGAGACUUUAACCUAAUUUGGAGGAUGUUUGGGCCUGUCACGGCACUCCCAGCGGCUACAUGCAGAGAGUUCUCCACUGAAAUGCGAGGUCCUUGGAAUGCCACUGCCCCACAAAUAUGUACAUAGGACAGAAGUCACUUUAAAUGGUGUACAUUUGUGAAUAGAUGUUUACAAGGGGAUUAAAAUGUAUUUAAUCAAGCCUCCAUAUUUUAAUAUUAUAUACUAUAAAUAUAUGUUGGUUUAAAAUCAUAUCACACUAAACUCUUAGUUAUCAUACAUUUGGAAGUAAUAUACCCAGAAGUAGCUCAGAUAUGAAUUUGUUUUUGAGAUUCUCUACCCCCACGAGGCUAAACUAUGUUAUGUGUAUUUUUAUCUUUUAAUAAAGAUUGGUUGUGCUAGAUUAUUAUCUUUCUCCACCUAAGAAUAGUGCAUGGGAGCCAGGCAAGGCAAGUUUGGGGACACUAGUUGGGACCUGACAAUGCACUGCCAGUUGUUUUAUCAUUACACUUUUACACUGGGUGUAC